Messenger RNA from Lentinula edodes (shiitake mushroom), 1137 nucleotides. Its product is annotated as pectin lyase fold/virulence factor. Gene Ontology annotation, molecular function: polygalacturonase activity. NCBI's taxonomy places the organism in Eukaryota, Fungi, Basidiomycota, Agaricomycetes, Agaricales, Omphalotaceae. Gene Ontology annotation, cellular component: extracellular region. The transcript is spliced from 14 exons. The record is from RefSeq and is a predicted model, not a curated record. The coding region runs from base 1 to 1137 and encodes 378 amino acids. Gene Ontology annotation, biological process: pectin catabolic process.
AUGUCGUUUACCUCUGCCGUCCUUGCUCUUUCCCUGCUACUUUCUCAGGUCGCAGCCACGCCUACUUUACACAAAAACAGCACCUUGAAUGCUCCUCGGAAAAUCGGAAAACGCUGCACUGGUGAAAUUACAUCCCUUGACGAUGUCGCGGCUGCCGAGGAAUGUACGACUAUUGUUAUUGGCGGCUUCACCGUUCCUGCUGGUCAAACAUUCACACUGAAUCCUCCUGAUGGUGCACAAGUAUCGUUAACCGGAGAACUCACCUUUGGCUUCGAGAACUGGGCGGGGCCUCUUAUGGAGAUUACCGGAAACGACAUCACAUUCAACGGAGGCGGACACGACCUAAAUGGCCAGGGUACGCUGUAUUGGGAUGGAGAAGGAAUAAGCGGCGGUGUCACGAAACCUGACCCAUUGCUCCGUAUCAACAUGGGCGGAACAUUCAGUGAUGUUCAAGUCGUCAAUUCUCCUGGAAGAGCUGUAGCUAUCGGCGGAAGCUCUCUCACUGUUAGCGGCGUUAUCGUCAACAACGCUGCUGGUACCGCUGCCAACAGUCUCUCAGGCGGUAAUCCUGCAGGCGCAAAUACAGAUGGAUUCGACGUGUCUGCUAAUGAUGUUACCAUCACCGGCUGCACUGUCAACAACCAAGAUGAUUGUCUUGCUAUCAACAAAGGGACUUCCAUCACCUUCUCAAACAACAUUUGCGAAGGAAUAGGACAUGGUAUCUCCAUUGGCUCCAUCACCAGCGAUGUCACCGUUUCCGGCGUCACUAUCUCCGGGAACACCGUCACCGGAACGGUCAAUGGUCUCCGAAUCAAGACCGAUGCUACAGCUACAGGCUCAAUAGUUGAAAAUGUCAUUUACGAAAAUAACAAGCUUUCUGGAAUUACCGAGUUUGGUGUCCUCAUUGACCAGAGCUACCCCAGUACCCUUGGUACACCUGGUACAGGUGUCAUCAUCGAGAAUGUGAGCUUUGACGGCACAAACACUGUUGCUGUUGGUAGCUCUGCGCAUCGUGUUGAGGUCAACUGUGGAAGCACAAGCAGCUGCACUGGGACCUGGAACUGGGCUGGUCUUGAUGCUACGGGUGGUACUGGUUCAACUGUCAAGAAUGCUCCAAUUGUUGGAGGUACUUACUAG